Messenger RNA from Sycon ciliatum, 2314 nucleotides. Its product is annotated as V-type proton ATPase subunit B. The transcript has 16 exons. Gene Ontology annotation, cellular component: proton-transporting V-type ATPase, V1 domain. Lineage: Eukaryota; Metazoa; Porifera; Calcarea; Leucosolenida; Sycettidae. Gene Ontology annotation, biological process: ATP metabolic process; proton transmembrane transport; vacuolar acidification. The record is from RefSeq and is a predicted model, not a curated record. The coding region runs from base 70 to 1740 and encodes 556 amino acids. Gene Ontology annotation, molecular function: proton-transporting ATPase activity, rotational mechanism; ATP binding.
ACACUACACAAGUCAGUCAGUUUGCCCAGCACUAAAGCCAAAGGAGAGCAGGUGUGAUAGAUGCAUUGAAUGGACCUUGGACGAACAGCAAAACGAGAGGCUCUGCUGCAGCGAGUGAUACAAGGACGAUUCCCAGCACCACGAACCGCCGCUGCUGCUGCUGUUGGACUCAACGUGCUACAGAACACUUCUUGCUCAACUGACAGAAUGGCGACGGGAGAUCUUCUCGGGGGCUUCGACCCGGUGCAGGGCAUGGGCCGCACGCAGGUCCUGGAGGUCACCAAAAACUACAACAACCAGCCGAAAAUCACGUACAAAACUGUGUCGGGUGUCAACGGUCCACUGGUCAUCUUGGAUAAUGUCAAGUUCCCAAAGUUUGCUGAGAUUGUGAAUCUCACGCUGCCAAAUGGAACGAAACGCCAGGGACAGGUUCUGGAAGUUAGCGGCACCAAGGCUGUUGUACAGGUGUUUGAGGGUACCGCUGGUAUCGAUGCCAAGCACACUACGUGCGAGUUCACUGGUGACAUUAUGAGGACACCAGUCUCCGAAGAUAUGCUUGGUCGUGUCUUCAACGGAUCAGGCAAGCCAAUUGACAAGGGACCUCCGAUUUUGGCCGAGGACUAUUUGGAUAUCCAAGGUCAGCCCAUCAACCCCUGGUCGCGCAUCUACCCAGAAGAAAUGAUCCAGACUGGUAUUUCUGCUAUUGAUGCCAUGAACAGCAUUGCCCGAGGUCAGAAGAUCCCCAUCUUCUCUGCUGCCGGUCUUCCUCACAACGAAAUUGCUGCUCAGAUUUGCAGACAAGCUGGUCUUGUGGACGUGAAUGAUGAUGGCAAAGCAGAGGACAAGAAGGAGCCGGGCAAGGAUAACUUUGCUAUUGUCUUCGCCGCCAUGGGUGUCAACAUGGAGACUGCUCGUUUCUUCAAGCAGGAUUUCGAAGAGAAUGGCUCCAUGGAGAAUGUGUGCCUCUUCUUGAACUUGGCUAACGAUCCAACUAUUGAGCGUAUCAUCACUCCCCGUCUGGCUCUUACCGCAGCCGAGUUCCUGGCUUACCAGUGCCAGAAGCACGUUCUGGUCAUCUUGACUGACAUGAGCUCCUACGCUGAUGCGUUGCGUGAGGUAUCUGCUGCUCGUGAGGAGGUGCCCGGUCGUCGUGGUUUCCCCGGUUACAUGUACACUGAUUUGGCAACAAUCUAUGAACGUGCUGGUCGCGUGGAAGGUCGCGAUGGAUCCAUUACACAGAUUCCAAUCUUGACUAUGCCUAAUGAUGAUAUUACCCAUCCUAUCCCCGACUUGACUGGCUAUAUCACAGAAGGUCAGAUCUAUGUUGAUCGUCAGCUGCACAACAGACAAGUCUAUCCUCCGAUCAACGUACUGCCCUCGCUCUCUCGUCUCAUGAAGUCCGCCAUUGGUCAGGGCAUGACGCGACGUGAUCACUCGGAUGUGUCGAACCAGCUGUAUGCUAACUAUGCCAUUGGCAAGGAUGUGCAGGCUAUGAAGGCUGUGGUUGGAGAGGAAGCUCUCACGCCCGAUGACUUGCUCUAUCUGGAGUUCCUUGGAAAGUUUGAGAAGAACUUCAUCUCACAGGGUGCAUAUGAUAACCGAACAAUCUUUGAUUCACUUGACAUCGGAUGGCAGCUCCUUAGAAUCUUCCCGAAGGAAAUGUUGAAGCGUAUCCCGCAGAGUACACUUGCGGACUUCUAUUCGCGCGACGCACGAGGCGCCCAGGCAGCUGCAGAGUAAGUCCUCGCUGUGUUUUGAUGAUUUAGCUUUUCGUCAUGUAGAAAUUGUAUCAAACAGAGCCCAUCCCAUCUGUUGUCCUAUUAUAUUAUUAUUCUGUUACCACGACCUGAUGCCCAGACUGAGAACUGGGGAGCACAGACAUUCGAAAUUGCACUCCUGCAGGUGUGCUUUCUUAGAUCAUUUCCUCUUUUUUUAAAUAAUUUUUGCUGUCCGUUGUUUUUUUGUUGCUGCUGCCUUUCUGAGAAUUUCUACUGCUCUCCCUCUAGUCAUAGGUAGAUAUAAUGAUUUGCUUACCAAGCAAAGCUAGCAACUUGGUCAACAUGUCCAUACAGUCCCCGUUUAAUGUACGCAUAUUUCAAUUGCAAUGACAUAUUUUUUAUAAUCAUCUGGCAGGACUGUACGUUCGCAGUUUGCAGCUGCCGGCUUCGGUAUGUUGUAUUACUACUGGAUUAAUCUAUUUCAAAUGCUGUUCUUGCCGUGUACAGAGGCCAUGGAUCCUCUAUUGGAUCGCAUGCACUUGUUCUUGUCAUGUCUAUUUUGGGAAGACGAUUGAAGAGUCUUAGACUAACAAUCA